GCCCGCAGCACUGGUCACUCUCUUUUGGGCGCAAAUCGACGAGAGCUGAGGAGUCUGCUGAGGUCAGGCAGGCCUCAGUAAACCUUUAGCUUCCUCUCAACUGAAACACAUCAUGUGAGGCUGGAGACAAACUGGAACUAUUUCACUUUGGGGACCCGUUUGGACUAAAAACUGCACAGGGAUUGUUUUUGACAGUUUCAGGGGUCAUAAUGUCGCCUUAAUCUUGGCUGCAUUUACGCUCUGCUGCUGAAAUAACAUAAAAAAUAACAUCGUUUCCAAAACAUGUACGUUGGAUAUCUACUGGACAAAGAAAGCGGAAUGUAUCACCAAGGACCAGUGAGAAGAUCGAGCAUCAAUCUGCCUCCACAGAACUUCGUUUCCACGCCUCAGUACCCGGAAUUUACCGGAUACCACCAUGUGCCAAACAUGGAAACGCACACACAGUCCGGGACCAGUUGGGGCCCUGCAUACGCCGGUCCAAGAGAGGACUGGGGCGCGUAUAGCCUGGGACCUCCUAACGCCAUUCCACCCCCCAUGAACAACUCGCCUCCUGGACCUGUUCCGUACUGUUCCCCAGACUACAGCCACAUGCACCCGCCCGGGUCUUCGGUGCUGCAGCCGCCGCCGGAUAACGUUUCUGUUGCACAGCUUUCCCCUGACAGGGAGAGGCGCAGCUCCUAUCAGUGGAUGAGUAAAACCGCGCAGUCCUCUUCCACAGGUGAAAAUCUGGUUUCAGAAUCGCAGAGCCAAAGAGAGGAAGCUGAUUAAAAAGAAGUUGGGUCAGUCCGACGGCAGCAGUGGUUCGGUCCACAGUGACCCGGGUUCUGUGAGCCCUCUGCCCGUACCGGGAUCCCUGAGCCCCACAGAGAUCCACAGCUCUCUGUACCCCCCUCCGGGAAUGAACACCCUGCCAUCCAUCAGGAACAUACAGCAAGUGACUGUGACUCAGUGAAAACAGUUCAUGUGGACCUCCUCUCCAAACUGAGCACUCCCAACAGGCUGGCAGAACACUUGACAGGCAGCAAAGUUAAAAA
Austrofundulus limnaeus is the source of this 1034-nucleotide messenger RNA. RefSeq names its product caudal type homeobox 4 (gene cdx4). Lineage: Eukaryota; Metazoa; Chordata; Actinopteri; Cyprinodontiformes; Rivulidae. Gene Ontology annotation, molecular function: DNA-binding transcription factor activity, RNA polymerase II-specific; RNA polymerase II transcription regulatory region sequence-specific DNA binding. The record is from RefSeq and is a predicted model, not a curated record. Gene Ontology annotation, biological process: animal organ morphogenesis; cell differentiation; embryo development. Gene Ontology annotation, cellular component: nucleus.